This is a messenger RNA of Octodon degus (degu), 3161 nucleotides long. It is a transcript of the gene Nubp1, whose product is annotated as nucleotide binding protein 1. Gene Ontology annotation, biological process: iron-sulfur cluster assembly. Gene Ontology annotation, molecular function: ATP binding; ATP-dependent FeS chaperone activity; 4 iron, 4 sulfur cluster binding. The transcript is spliced from 11 exons. Gene Ontology annotation, cellular component: cytosol. The coding region runs from base 811 to 1770 and encodes 319 amino acids. NCBI's taxonomy places the organism in Eukaryota, Metazoa, Chordata, Mammalia, Rodentia, Octodontidae. The record is from RefSeq and is a predicted model, not a curated record.
AAAGAUAACAAUUAUGAUAGGACACAGAACAAUCACAGACCGGAAAUACCAACGUAACUGACUGAGGCAAUGGGUAUUCACAUGAUCUCGGGGCAUUAUCCCAGAAAGUCUUUGUUACCUGCAAACGGAGACGGGUCCCAUUCCCUGGAGAAAGGAGGCAUAGAGCACCUUCACCAAAGCAUCAAACCUCACAUUCUCAAUGGCAGGACAAAUUGAAAUUACGUACCACAUAUUCAACGGCAAAUACACACUCAAAUCUGUUCUGAGGAGAGAAAAUAAAAACUUGAGUCCAAUAAUGGGGCAAGAAGAGCAGAUAGAUCAGGAUUAUGGGGUACUGCAUAAAAGUCUUCAAAACCUGUCAGGCUGAUCAAAGACCAAAAACGAAGAAAAAGAGGGCUCUUCUGAAUUAAAAAGUAGUGAAGAGACUUAGCGGGUACUGUAUGCUUUUCCGUUGAAUCGAGGACAGGAGCGGCACAGGGGUUAUUUCGAACAUUAUAAAAUCUGAAUACAGAUUGUGUAUUACCUAAAAGUGCUUGCAUCAAUAUGAAAUUUCUUGGGCACAAAACGUCAUUUAGGCUACAGAGAAGGUUCUUAGGCGAUACAUGCACAAGUAUUUAUUAAAGAUAGCCGCAGCUCACUUGUCUAGGAAGCAAAACUGUAACAGCCUCGCCCUUCCGGCGCCAGAGUCACGACGCAGUGUAUUUCCACUCCGGAGACUUAUUUGGCGCGCUGGAGAGUCAGAUUAGGCCCGCGAGGCGGAAAUGCGCCACCGCUAGUUCCGGCGACUGCGUCGACUACCAGAGCGACGGGAUGGAGGAGGUGCCGCACGACUGUCCCGGGGCCGACAGCGCCCAGGCGGGCCGAGGGACCUCGUGUCAGGGAUGCCCCAACCAGCGGCUGUGUGCUUCUGGAGCCGGCGCCGCUCCGGACCCGGCCAUAGAGGAAAUCAAAGAGAAAAUGAAGACCGUGAAACACAAAAUCUUGGUGUUGUCUGGGAAAGGCGGCGUUGGGAAGAGCACUUUCAGUGCCCACCUCGCCCACGGCCUAGCAGAGGAUGAAAACACACAGGUUGCCCUGCUGGACAUCGAUAUAUGUGGGCCCUCUAUUCCCAAGAUCAUGGGAUUGGAAGGAGAACAGGUUCACCAGAGUGCCUCAGGCUGGUCUCCAGUGUAUGUGGAAGAUAACUUGGGGGUGAUGUCCGUGGGCUUCCUGCUCAGCAGCCCUGACGAUGCUGUGAUCUGGAGGGGACCAAAGAAAAACGGCAUGAUCAAGCAGUUCCUCCGUGAUGUGGACUGGGGGGAUGUGGACUACCUCCUUGUGGACACACCGCCCGGCACAUCCGAUGAGCACCUCUCAGUUGUCCAGUAUCUGGCCGCAGCACACAUCGAUGGGGCAGUGAUCGUCACCACCCCUCAGGAGAUAUCACUGCAGGAUGUCCGGAAGGAAAUCAGCUUUUGCCGUAAGGUGAAGCUGCCCAUCAUCGGGGUGGUGGAGAACAUGAGUGGCUUUGUCUGUCCCAGGUGUAAGAAGGAAUCUCAGAUCUUCCCCCCAACAAGUGGGGGUGCAGAGGCCAUGUGCCAGAACCUGAAGAUCCCUCUCCUUGGCAGAGUACCUCUGGAUCCACACAUAGGUAAGAGCUGUGACAGAGGCCAGUCUUUCUUCGUUGAAGCCCCAGAUUCACCAGCCACGUUAGCCUACAGAAGUAUAAUUCAAAGAAUCCAAGAGUUUUGUGGUCCGCAUCAGACAGAAGAGAACCUCAUCAGUUCCUAAGCAUGUCAAAGCUCAAGCAGUUCCCAGGUCGUGGAACCUGCCAGCAGCACAUCCAAGUAUGCUUGAGUAGCUUGGGGACAGCUGGGGGUUUGCAGGCCAAAGGGACCCGAUGCUGACUUGCUUGGAAGUGACUUUCUCAGAGACACUUUACCGUCUGCUUUCUGUCCACUUUCUAUAGAGGAUCGCUGUGGGGUCUUCUAUACACACAUGCUAUUUAAAAUAAAAGCAGCUCCUCAAACCUAUCCCACAAGGUUUCUUCCCAGAUGCCAAGGGCCUGGUGACCAGGGAUGUUGUGCUGCUGGAAGCAUCCUGAUCACAGGACAGGCCACUCUGCCCAGAAAGCAAGCCUAGGAAGAAACCAGAGGGCUGGCAGCAGACUCCUUUGCAGACCAUGGUCCUGCUUUUCAGCAGCGGUGUCCAGAUUGUCACUUGUCAGGAGAGGGGGAAAGUCAAGAGAGCAGCAGAGCCUCACCCUGUGGUCCACUCGGGGCUCAGUGCACGCAGUGCAGCUGGGAACCAUCAAAACUCCCUUGAAAAGCCCAUAAGCAUCCAUUCAAGAGGAUCUGUGGUCUGUGUGUACACGAUGUUUGGUAAUAUGUGUACAGUAUAUCCAGUAAUUUCCAAGGUCACAUGUCUUCAACAGGAACUGAGACUGCAGAGGGAAGAAUAAAUUCCUGUUUUCCGCACCAGUCUGGGGCCUAGAGUGGAAGGGUGGGCAAAUCCCUUGUUCUUCCCCUUCCUUCCCUCCCCUUUCUGCCUACGCAUGUGGCUGGAUUCGCAUGUGUUCUACAUGAAGAAGGUAGGACCUCUUGAAAGGGUGACAAGGCCACAGAGCCUGAGUACAGUCUGGCUUUGACCUGACUGUGAACUUAGCCACUUAGGAAAUGGGAGCCACCUAGACCUUGGGCAUAGUGGGAUGGGGCCUGCACUUCCUACAAGCUCCACAGCACCUGCCUCUGUCCACCCCCACUCCCUUGCAGAUGAGUCUCCAUGUCCUUGAGACCAGGCUUCUGGAAGGCACCUGGAGGAAGGCGCCUCAGAGCCGGCUGCCAUGGCUGUCUGCCCUGUGAGCAGGCUGGUUGGGAAACUGGCAGCACUGCUGGCUUCUUAUCAUGGUGCCCAGCAGCCUUGUUCAAAUUUAAACCAUGUUCAUUCAAACCAUGUCAGGAUGAGUUCGGUCAAAUUUUAAAAACUCAACUCUUUUUCACUUCUGGGGUAUCUGUUAUUAUUAUUAUUUUUUUUUUUUAGAAAAAAAAAGGGGUGGGAUAUUCCUUCCUUAAUUCUAAAGGACUUUGAAGAAAAUCAUACAAUCACAAAAGAAAAGCCAGGUUUUCAGGUCCUGCUUUCCAAGAUGAUGAAAAAAGAAGGAACAGCAGUCAUGCCAAAAAGGG